AUGUCUCUCCGUGUGGCGACUACUUUGGCGGCCCGUCGGGCGACCGCAGUCCUACAACGCCGCCACGCCCAGACGGUUCCGCGUCUCGGCUCCGAAGCCGAAAUGCAAGCCGAAGCGAUCCAGCAGAUUCGGGCGCGGGUGCAGUACCAGAAGGAACUCCUCAAGACGCAGGAACACCACACCAUCGAGGAGGAACUGGGAGAAAUGUGGCGAUGGGUCAACAUCACCUUUUGGGUUGCUAUUCCCAUCUGUGUUCUCUCCGCCGCUUACACUUUCUUUUUCGAGGAGCACGGUCAUCGCAUUGAAGAGAAUGUCCCGGAAUUCAUGGGCAUUCGUACCAAGGAGUUUCCCUGGGAAUGUGGUGAAUGCGACCUUUUCGAUUCCAAGUGCUGGAAAAAAUGCCGGGCUGAAAAGGAGUAA
Messenger RNA from Phaeodactylum tricornutum CCAP 1055/1, 420 nucleotides. RefSeq lists its product with no specific name. The record is from RefSeq and is a predicted model, not a curated record. The coding region runs from base 1 to 420 and encodes 139 amino acids. Gene Ontology annotation, biological process: mitochondrial electron transport, cytochrome c to oxygen. The transcript is spliced from 2 exons. Lineage: Eukaryota; Bacillariophyta; Bacillariophyceae; Surirellales; Neidiaceae. Gene Ontology annotation, molecular function: enzyme regulator activity. Gene Ontology annotation, cellular component: mitochondrial inner membrane.